AUGGAUCUUCAGGCGAAGCCGAGGAAGAUGAAGAAACCCCGUUGGCUCUCUCUGCUCCUGAGGUCGACGUUCUUCGGCCUUUGCCAGCACCACGGGGAGUUGAAGAAGAGCGAGGUCAACACGUACUGCCUGGAUUGUGGAAAGUCCAUGUGCCUUCACUGCUGGUCGUCUCUCUCGUCGGCCCCGGAGAAUCCCCACGACGGGCACAAGUUCCUCCAGAUCCGUCGCUACGUCUACCAGGACGUCAUCCGCGUCAGCGACCUGCAGAAGUACGUGGAUUGCUCCAAAGUCCAGGUACUGCUCUCGGUUUGAUCUGGUCUUGUUCGUGCAAGAAAUCCUUCGGGACCUUGUGAUGGAGUUCUGAGUUCUUUGCGGUUUGAUCGGGCAGUCGUUUAUCGUGAACGGGGCCAAGGUUGUGUUGCUGAACCCUAAAAGGCAGACAAAAUCCGCGACUCCGGCGAGCAAUGGACUAUCUCCCUGCGGAAUCUGCCGGAGGAUGAUCCCGGAGCCGAAUCGAUACUGCUCGAUCGCCUGCAAGGUGAGAAGAAAUCUCUCUCCUCCCUCCAGCGAUGCUUCAAGAAGAAAACACAGACGAAAUCCAGUCUCGAAUUAGAAAUCGCCACUUUCGACGAUAUUCUCCAUUCGUCCCUCCCUUAUUUCUUCUCUCCUUGCGUUCUUCCUCUUUCCCGUCGUCAUAUCGAUCUCCUGAUCGGAUCUUUCGGGAAAUAUGUUGCAGGCGGCGGCGAUGGAAGGCGAAAACGACUCCUCCGAGCCAAAGCCGUCCAUGUCCCCCGAAAACUCCGAGCUCGAGGACUCCCCUUCAUCUCCACUGGAGGGCGGCGCCUCCUCCGCCGUCGUCUGCUACCGGCCGCCACCUUCUUCUCCGUCCAGCCUCGACCAGGACCGCACGAGGCCAGCCCCUCCGGAAUCCUCGGCAGGAAGGAGACUGAGCAAGAGGAAGGGGAUACCCGAGAGGGCCAGAUUCUUCUGA
Spirodela intermedia is the source of this 991-nucleotide messenger RNA. The record is from the annotation of a GenBank genome assembly. NCBI's taxonomy places the organism in Eukaryota, Viridiplantae, Streptophyta, Magnoliopsida, Alismatales, Araceae.